AUGCGUCUGUUUAAGGACUUCUCAGGAAUGCGACUGGAAGGCUGCAGCAAGGUGCUGUGGGUGCUACUGGGGGCGGCUGCCAUCAUCACGUUAAUAACCGUAACUGCGGUUUAUUUUAGCAAAUCUGAAGCUCGCAAAAGGCCUUUCACCCUAGAAGACUACUUCAAUGACACAAUUAGGUGGAGAUCCUACAAUCUCUACUGGAUAUCAGAUAAUGAGUAUCUGCACAAAACAAGAGAUGGGAGCGUCUUCCUCCAUAAUGUGGAAACAAGUGAAGAGUCACUAUACUUAAGCAAUUCAACUUUUGACCAAGUGGAAGCCACAGACUACCUCUUAUCAGGGGAUCGUAAAUAUGUUGCUUUUGAAAGCAAUUACACUAAGCAAUGGAGACAUUCCUAUACAGCUUCAUACACAAUCUAUGACAGAAGCAAUUUGACGUUUGUUACAAACGGAAGUCUUCCUGCUGAGGUGCAGUACUUCAUCUGGGCCCCGGUGGGACACAAAUAUGCUUACGUGUCCGACUACAACGUCUUUUUAAAAGAUGACAUCACUGCUGGAGCUAUACAAGUGACCCACAAUGGGAAAAAGAAUGAAAUUCUGAAUGGAGUACCUGACUGGGUGUAUGAGGAGGAGGUGUUUGCAUCAAACGGCGCAUUGUGGUGGUCUUCAACCGGACGAUACUUGGCCUACGCUGAGUAUAAUGACACACAGGUUCACAAAGUGGAGUUCCCCACAUAUGGAAAGGAGCAGUACCCUCAAACCGUUGCUAUUCCAUACCCAAAGGCAGGAUCACCUCUGACCAAGGUCAAACUGUUUGUGGUCGAUACUACGAAUCCAUCCCGCCGCGAUCAAGUGUUCCCCCCUGCUUCCAUUGCAUCUGGCGAUUACCUUCUGAGUUCCGUCACCUGGGUCACAGAUGAGCGCGUCGCGGUGCAAUGGCUCACCAGAAAGCAGAAUUACGUGCUGGUGCAGAUUUACGACUUUGACGGAAGCAGCUGGCGGGAAAAACAGAAAUUCGAGCAAAGCAGCAGGACAGGUUGGGUUGGCCAUUAUGUGCCAUUGCCUCUUUUCUUUUCUGAAGAUAAAAUAAGUUUCUACAAAGUGCUAAGCGACACCAGUGGCUACAAACAUAUUCAUCACAUCAAAAACGGCACGGCAACACCUAUUACCUCGGGCAAGUGGGAAGUCAUCUACAUUUCUAAACUUACAAAAGAUGCCAUAUAUUUUGUCAGCAAUGAGCACCAGGGGGUGCCCGUGAAGAGAAAUCUUUACAAGGUGACGAUCAAAAGCGGACCCUCCAGUCGUCAGUGCCUCACCUGCAACUUUGACCAGGACAGGUGUCAGUACAACUCAGCUUACCUCAGCACUGACGCCUCGUACUAUCGCAUGGACUGCUAUGGACCGGGGUUGCCUCUCUACACGCUCAUUGACAACCGAGGCUCAGGUGCAACACUCUCCACUCUUGAAGAAAACAAGAAAAUCGAGAACAUUCUCAUGGAGUUCCAGAUGCCGACAAUGAAAUACGGCACCUUAAAAAUUGCCGGAUUGGAUCUUUGGUAUGAAAUGAUGCUACCACCUAAUUUUAAAUCAUCUAAAAAGUACCCUCUUCUUAUUGAUGUAUACGGCGGCCCCUGUAGUCAGAGGGUGGAUUAUCGUUUCAAGUUGAACUGGGGAACCUUCCUGGCCAGCGCCUACGGCAUCAUCGUGGCCAGAUUUGAUGGGAGAGGAAGCGGUUACCAAGGCGAUGACAUCAUGCACGCCAUCUACAGGCGUCUCGGAACAUUCGAGGUGGAGGAUCAGAUCACGGCAGUCAGGAAAUUCAUUGAUAUGGGUUUUAUUGACAAAGACAGGAUAGCCAUAUGGGGCUGGUCCUAUGGCGGUUAUGUAACCUCGAUGGCGCUAGGUGCAGGAACUGGACUUUUCAAGUGUGGAAUCGCAGUUGCACCAGUCGCUGAGUGGAAAUAUUACGAUGCUGUGUACACUGAACGUUACAUGGGGACACCUGCAGAAAAUUCAGACGCCUAUAAGAAUUCUACUGUAACAGCCCGAGCAAAGAACUUCAAAGGUAUAAAUUAUCUGCUCGUCCACGGCACAGCAGACGACAACGUCCACUUCCAGCAUGCGGCACAGAUCUCCAAAGCUCUGGUGGAGGAGCAGGUGGACUUCGAGGCCAUGUGGUACACAGACAAGGACCAUUCUCUCACUGGCUCCGCCUACCACCAUACGUACACCCUCAUGAGUCACUUCCUACAGAAAUGUUUGGUUAAUUCUAAAUAA
Molecule: messenger RNA, 2277 nt
Organism: Nerophis lumbriciformis (worm pipefish)
Lineage: Eukaryota; Metazoa; Chordata; Actinopteri; Syngnathiformes; Syngnathidae
Source: RefSeq, a predicted model, not a curated record